AUACGCGCGCUGCUUCGGGCGAGGUAGCCGAUGGGGGAGGGGACUCGCCCCGCAUCACGCCAAGUGGGAGCGAUAUGCGGAGGCACUAUGACGCGAGAGGGGGACGAGAUUAUCGGAUGGAUUUUGGAACGAAGUUUCACCGACCCCGAGCCGCCGGAGGCAUGCGCGGGGUUCCUCGGUGAAGGAUGCGAUGAGGGCGGGGUGCCCUCCCUUCCCUUUCGCAGUUACAAACAGACUAAUCCCAUGUUACGCGACCAUCGGCCAAUUUUUUGGCGAGGUCGGGCCGCCGGAGGCGCGCGCGCACCCCCUAGUGAAGGCCGCGAAGAGGGCGGGGGCCCUCCACCUUCUUUCCGACUUGAGUCAGGUUGGGGGACCUUGACCCCUUCUAUGAUGUCCUUCUGCUGAGCCUGAGUUUCCGGAAGCGUGCGGGACAUCCCUCGAGGGGGGUUGUGACAAGGGUGGGGGAUCCCUCCAUCCGCUGAUCUCAAGGCCCCCCUUCGCAUGAUUUUGAGUGACUUCAGGCGUAUUCGAGAAACCGGAGGCGAGCGCGGGCCCCCUCGUUGAGGGGGGCGACGAGGACCUUGAGACAAUUAUCGACGGCGGCA
Schizophyllum commune H4-8 is the source of this 605-nucleotide messenger RNA. RefSeq lists its product as uncharacterized. The coding region runs from base 31 to 405 and encodes 124 amino acids. The record is from RefSeq and is a predicted model, not a curated record. Lineage: Eukaryota; Fungi; Basidiomycota; Agaricomycetes; Agaricales; Schizophyllaceae. The transcript has 3 exons.